UUAAAAAUAAAAUAAAACUGAGAUCCGACUCUGCCUCUUCCCGCACAAAAAAAUGCGCGUUCUUCAAUCUCUGUCUCUGGGUAAUAAUCAUUCAUUCCGUUAAUUCUUUCUUUCAAAUCUGCACAUAAAAAUUAAAUCAGUGCAAUAAAAUUUUAUUAAUUCUACUAAAUUAUUUUAAAUGAUUUAACAAUGUUGCAAAAGAUUGUUUCUUGAUUGGUUUGAAUCAGAAUAGUUGAACAAAAAAAAGAAAACCAAAAUCAAAACAAAAAUUUUUAGGCAUGUCGAGGAGGCCAGUGAAUCCCUCUAGACGAUAUGGAGACGCCGGCGCCGGGGCUGCUCUCUUUUCACAAUCCAAAUCUCGCUCUCCUCCGUUCCUCUCCAUUGUUCUCAUUGUCCUGGGCGCAUUGCUUAUUGUUGCGUACUUCCAUCGCGGCUCAGGUGGAUUUGGAGGCAGAAGGGAACCUGUUACUAGAGUUGAAGGUGACUUUUCCUGCACAUAUGAGGUUCAACGGGCAAUUCCUGUUUUGAAGAAAGCAUAUGGUGACAGCAUGCAUAAAGUUUUGCAUGUUGGUCCUGAUACUUGUUCAGUGGUUUCGAAUUUGUUAAAAGAAGAUGAAACUGAAGCUUGGGGUGUGGAACCAUACGACAUUGAAGAUGCUGAUACUAACUGCAAAGGACUAGUGCGUAAUGGCAUUGUUCGUGUCUCUGACAUCAAAUUUCCUCUUCCAUACAGGCCGAAAUCAUUCCCUCUUGUAAUUGUUUCGGAUACAUUAGAUUACUUGUCUCCAAGAUAUCUCAACAAGACACUUCCAGAUUUUGCAGGGGUAUCAGCUGAUGGAGUUGUAUUAUUUACAGGUUUCCCAGGUCAGCGGAAAGCUAAAAAUGCAGACGUGUCCAAAUAUGGAAGGGCGGCUAAAUUGAGGAGCUCGUCUUGGUGGGCACGAUUUUUUGUCCAGACUAGCUUAGAAGAAAAUGAAGUUGUCACCAAGAAGUUCAGGCAGGCAGCAGAAAAGAACUCAUACAACCCCAGCUGCCAAAUUUUUCACCUAAGGUCAUACAAUUGAUUUGUUUACGUUGUUUCUUCACAUUAUGAAGUUCUAAUGGUGCAGCUGAUCAUUUAGCUCCUUUCUUAAUCAAAAUGUUCAGUAGGCUAGUUUAAAUUUUGGUAUAAAAUAUUUAUUUUGCUAUCAUUAGCCUACUUUUUGAAUUCCAUCCAGUACAUGAUGUAUUCUUUCAUUGAUCUUACUUUGAAUGAAAGCAUUUCUAGUUCUGGUCUUGUAGCUCCAACACAAGCUGAAAUGCCUACUAGCAUUUUAGCUCCCAUUGAUAUAAUGGUAUUUGGAACUACCUAGUAUUCUUUCCCCUACCAACAUGAAAAGACAGUUAUUCCUAAUAGAUAUUUCACCAGACA
Messenger RNA from Theobroma cacao (cacao), 1411 nucleotides. Its product is annotated as putative pectin methylesterase CGR3. NCBI's taxonomy places the organism in Eukaryota, Viridiplantae, Streptophyta, Magnoliopsida, Malvales, Malvaceae. Gene Ontology annotation, molecular function: methyltransferase activity. Gene Ontology annotation, biological process: pectin metabolic process. The record is from RefSeq and is a predicted model, not a curated record.